This is a messenger RNA of Serpula lacrymans var. lacrymans S7.9, 348 nucleotides long. RefSeq lists its product as uncharacterized. The record is from RefSeq and is a predicted model, not a curated record. The transcript has 2 exons. The coding region runs from base 1 to 348 and encodes 115 amino acids. Lineage: Eukaryota; Fungi; Basidiomycota; Agaricomycetes; Boletales; Serpulaceae.
AUGGUUGCACCCAGAAGCAAAUCCACCGACGAGGAACAAGAGGAGAUUAAGGGGCUUGAUGAAAUUCUAAGCAAUGAUGAACACGGUGCCGACAUUCAAAACCAGCCCGGGCCCUCCAAACCAGCUGCAAGGCAGCAAUCUGUAGGUGUAGAAGAAGUGGACAAGGACAGUCCUCGGCAUGCUUCUAUUACACACAAGCCUCAGAGGAGGUUCCUCGCCGGGUUAUGUACCAAGGAGGAAUACUUGAAGUUGGUGGAUGCAGUGUACCAACUACUAAAGGACAAGCCCGGGCCUGGCUCCCAGAGUAAUGGCGAGCCAGAGGAUUACUUGGACUACUGGCUGUCAUGA